ACCCCGAAAACCAAAAAAGGAGGGAGAAAAGAAAAAGAUCAAGGGAAAGGGGAAAAGAAAGACGAUGAAGAUGACCUGGAAGAAGCAGAAAAAGAGCACGAGCAAGAAGCGACCUUUGUCCCAGUUACAUAAUCUUCCAUUUGAGCAACAAGAAGAUAGUACCAAUACUGAUAAUUUGCAGGAGGAGGAAAUUGGUGGGAACGACGUCGUUGAGAAGAAUACUUCAGUUUCUGAUGAGAAUGUUGAUGGGAAGAAGCUAGCUCAAGUCUAUGAGCAACAAGGGAACAAACUUGCUGAGGAUGGGAAGUUCAGUGAGGCACUAGGCAAGUGGGAGGCUGCUCUUACUUUGAUGCCAGAACGAGCAGUUUUGCAUGAGCAAAAAGCUCAAGUUUUAAUUGAACUGGGAGAAGCAUGGGGUGCUCUAAAAGCCGUCACUCGAGCCACAGAAUUAGAACCAACAUGGGCUGAGGCAUGGAUUACCCUUGGUAGAGCGCAAUUGAACUUCGGGGAGCCUGAUAGUGCCAUUGAAAGCUUUGAUCGGGCAUUAGCUAUUAAGCCAGAUUCUGUGGACGCACAUGAUGACAGGAAGACUGCAUUGCAUCUUAUAAAGAGGCGAAAACAGCUUCAUUCUACAGGCUUGAGUGCCAACGCAAAUCGUUUUGCCGUUGGGGAUACUGGUCAGUAAUGAAGCUAAUGGAGAAUUAUGAAAGCAGCUUUGCUGUCUUGUUAAAGGAAUUUUGGUAGUUUUUUUUGGUUAAAGUAUGAAAGUACCCUAUGGUGUUGACUUCUGUGGCUGGCUGUUAGUGUCAAGUUUAUAAUGUUUCACAUGCUGGAGUUCCUAUCCACCAGUUGUAAAUAAGAAAGAGGGAGGGAGGGAGGUGGGGAGAAGUAUGCUAGUAAGUGCACAGAUAAUUAGAUCAUGCUGAAUUGCUGAUAGCUCAUAGCUUUUGUAAGUUACAGGCUUUUCUGGGUUCCUGGCUAAGAAUUGAAGAUCCAUGAAAUUUGAUUUCUGUUCAACAAUCUAUGCCUGGCACAGUAAAUGAUUUUUGAGUUAAUGAUAAAUGGUCCUUCAGUCGA
Molecule: messenger RNA, 1077 nt
Organism: Coffea arabica (coffee)
Lineage: Eukaryota; Viridiplantae; Streptophyta; Magnoliopsida; Gentianales; Rubiaceae
Molecular function (GO): protein binding
Source: RefSeq, a predicted model, not a curated record